Messenger RNA from Xiphophorus couchianus (Monterrey platyfish), 4760 nucleotides. RefSeq names its product arginine vasopressin receptor 1Aa (gene avpr1aa). The record is from RefSeq and is a predicted model, not a curated record. Gene Ontology annotation, biological process: positive regulation of vasoconstriction; cellular response to hormone stimulus; regulation of systemic arterial blood pressure by vasopressin. Lineage: Eukaryota; Metazoa; Chordata; Actinopteri; Cyprinodontiformes; Poeciliidae. Gene Ontology annotation, molecular function: vasopressin receptor activity; peptide binding. The transcript is spliced from 2 exons. Gene Ontology annotation, cellular component: plasma membrane. Bases 1346 to 2584 code for a protein of 412 amino acids.
GUAGUUUUUUGUUUUUUUUCUUUUCUUCUCCCGGACUACAUGCAACAUCUGCCACAUUUCAACCACAAACAAAACCGGUGGCCGACGACUCGAAUUCAAAGCUGAGCCUCAUUAGGGGGGGGGAAUUAAAUGUGCUGCAGCGCUGCACAGAUUUACAAAGAAAGAAACAAUUCAGCUCAUUUGAACAUCGUUAAAACUAACUGCUUGCAGACUGAGGGCUCUGUUCCGCUUCACAUUUCAGAUGCAAGUGCUGUUUCUGCUCUCUCGGGGCAAACAGUCUUAGGCUUGCACCGAGCCUUGCUUGAAACUACGCUAAAUCAAACUUUGGAAGCUUACGACAAAAGGAAAGAAACCUGCUUUGACGCCUCUUGGUUUUACAUUUAUGGAUCAUCAUGUGGGACUUCUAAUUCUUGGGCGCCCCGAGCCUUUUUCCGAUGCCACCCUGGGUAAGUGCCCGACUCAAAAACCGCCUCUGCAGUCGGCCUGACGUAUUUCGUGAAUGUGCGUUGCGUAUUCAGUGAAAAUGCAGAGGGUGAGGCACAAACUUCCAUGCAUUUGCGGAGCUUUGGGUGAAAUGCAGAAAAAAAUAUUUGUGGCAGAAUAAUAGCAGAGCAUGUCAACUUAACGAGGCACAGAGGAGGCAGCAUCAUGCUGUGGUGCUGGUGUUAUACAGUGUGACGUCGCUGUAGUUUUACUUCCUGGUUAUGUCUUGGCCUAGCACACACAGAAAGAAAUAAAUCAAUAAAACACACAGUUGUAACGUGAGAAAAUGUGGGAAAAGUUCAAGAGUCAAAACCCUGCAGUUAGUGAAUCCUGGGGAACAGGUUAUUUAUUGAUUUGUUUUUAAUAUUUACAUAAUGUGCUUUCGUGUGUGGUUCAAGCUUUUAAAAUAAUACGGAUAGUUGACUGAAAUCAAUAAUUUCACAGCAGUUCUCUAGACGUGUGGUAGUGAUUGGAAUUAGCUGCUGCUGCGCAAAUUGCGUAAAACCAUCUGGUAGAUCCAAAUGAAGCCAUUCCAAAUUCAUUUAUUUUAAUCGUUAAUGAUGAAUCUCAUUUCAAUCCAGAUUAUUGUAGUUUAUCUAAUCACCAGUGGAGGCCUGAUUUCUCCCAAGUAGAGAGGAUGUGUUUUUUUGUUUUGAAGUGCAUGCGGGGGUUUUUUCUGUUUGUUUUUUUUUACGCACUGAAAUCUGACUCGACUUUAAAAAGCCACCGCGGCAGCCAGCAGCCACACAGCGCCGCGUUCCACCCCUACAUCCCCGUGUGAGCAACAGGUAGCUCCAUAUACGGACCAGAGAGCCCGCUGGCAAACGGUUUUGCAGAGGGCGCACGGAGGGGCAGUGCCGCCAUGCGCAAUCCAUCCGACGCGCCUCUCCUGAGCGGAGGCAACCAGUCCCUGCUGGCUUCCAGCCUCGCCGGAGACCCGACGAUGGGAACCCCUUCGAACGGCACCCCCCUCCACGCGAACGGAUCCGACCCGUUCGCGCGCAACGAGGACGUGGCCCAGAUCGAGAUCAUGGUCCUGAGCAUCACCUUCGUCGUCGCCGUGAUCGGCAACGUGAGCGUGCUGCUGGCCAUGUACCACACCAAGAAGAAGACGUCCCGCAUGCAUCUGUUCAUCAAGCACCUGAGCCUGGCCGACCUGGUGGUCGCCUUCUUCCAGGUACUGCCGCAGCUCUGCUGGGAGAUCACCUUCCGCUUCUACGGCUCGGACUUCCUCUGCCGCGUGGUGAAGCACCUCCAGGUGAUGGGCAUGUUCGCCUCCACCUACAUGAUGGUGAUGAUGACCCUGGACCGCUACAUCGCCAUCUGCCACCCGCUGAAGACCCUCCAGCAGCCCACCAAGCGCUCCUACGUGAUGAUCGUCUCCACGUGGAUGUGCAGCCUGGUGCUGAGCGUCCCGCAGUACUUCAUCUUCUCCCUGAGCGAGAUCAAGAACGGCUCCGAGGUAUACGACUGCUGGGCGCACUUCGUGGAGCCGUGGGGCUCCAAGGCGUACGUCACCUGGAUGACCGUGGGCAUCUUCCUGGUGCCGGUGGUCAUCCUCAUCCUGUGCUACGGCUUCAUCUGCCGCACCAUCUGGAGGAACAUCAAGUACAAGAAGAAGAAGAAGACGGUGGCCGGGGCGGCGGGCAAGAGCGGCUUGAUCGGGAAGUCGUCGGUCAGCAGCAUCAUGAUGAUCUCCAGGGCGAAGCUCAGGACGGUCAAGAUGACGUUUGUGAUCGUCCUGGCGUACAUCGUCUGCUGGGCGCCGUUUUUCACGGUGCAGAUGUGGUCGGUGUGGGACCGGAACUUCCAGUGGGACGAUUCUGAGAACACAGCGGUGACUCUGUCUGCGCUCCUCGCCAGCCUCAACAGCUGCUGCAACCCGUGGAUAUACAUGAUCUUCAGCGGCCACCUCCUGCAGGAUUUCGUGCACUGCUUCUCCUGCUGCUGCAGGCUGAGCGGCGACUACAAGGAGGACUCGGACAGCAGCAUUCGCAGGACGACGCUGCUGACCAGGAUCACCAACCGGAGCCCGACAGGCAGCACCGGCAACUGGAGGGAGCUGGACAACUCCCCGAAAACGUCAGCUCAGACGGAGUAAAACAUUCGCCGGCACCAAGAAACACAUGCAGAGUGAGCUCAUCUGUGAGCAAUGGGUGAUUAGGACAAAAAGUCCCACAGACUUAGAAAUCCUAAGGGACAAGAAAGCAUUCUGCAUGGUGAAAAAGAAGCUAAACAAUGUAAAUAAGAAUAUAUAUACAGUAUAUACAGUAUAUAUAUGCUCAGUCCUAUGUGCAUACUAAAAAUUGUUUAUAUACUUUCUAAUAUGUAUACAUCAGAAGUACAUUGCGAAAGGAGGGGAUGUAGUUUUUGCGUCACCUCUUCAACCCACCUGUGAACAUUCUGGUGCAGCAGAUAAUUGAAUAUUUCAGCUAAAUCUUUCGCAUGCUGAGGGGAGAACCUGGCCGGGGCACAGAUAUUCCCGAGGGAGCUUGAUAUAUACGGUAGAAAAUAGAGAAGAUGUUAGCCACUGAAAAAUUCAAGAUGGUCGACGUGGCACUCAAAGAAAAUUCCGUUUUGCACUAAAACUACCAAGAUUUAUCACAGCUGAAUACUCCGCUACAGCGCUAAACCGCUGAGCACUUAAAAAAGGAAAUAAUUGCAGAUGUUAGCGCUAAGCCAAACACAUGAAAAAAUUAGCAGAAGCUAAUGAUGAACUGCUAAAUGUAAAAAACAUUUCUGGAAGCUAGCGCUAAACCAAACAUAAAAACAUUAGCAGAAGCUAAUGCCAAACUGCUAAUACAUAACAAAUUAGUGGAAACUAAUGCUAAACCACUAAGCAUAUGAAAAUGUUUUUUUGAAAGCUUGUACGAAUCCAAACAUAAAAAAUUGCAGAAGCUAAUGCUGAACUGCUAAACCCAUAAAAAAAAAUAAGCAGAAGCUAAUGCUAACCUUAAAGACGACUGCCUCUCAGUCUGUGUCACACAUCUUUAUCUCCUUCCAGUUGACGGCUUGUUUGAGAUUCACAAACAGAAAAGUCCUCAGUUUCAGAAUUUGCCACACAUUGUUACUUUAAGGCUGUAUGACCAAAGUCCAAAACAUACGAUGUGACACAAAGUUCAUUGAAGUCAUGAAAAUGGGUAACAUUUUACGGCAAUAGUUGAUUUAAAAUGCUCAGACGGCAGCCAUCUUGUAAAAUUACAUCCUGACAUUCAAGUGGCUAAUUGAAAAUAUUCAAAACAUACGACCUAAGGGCAGAGCAUACGAUGUUUUUAUGCUUGUGUCCAGACGUAGACAAUUUUUACAGUAAUAUGCUGCCCUAUUCUUAGUCUCCCCUCCCGCACAAACAUUCAGCUAUCUCGAUGCUGUCACUGGUGUCUCCCAGCAGAGCUCUUCCCUUUCUGAGUGUUCGCAGAGAUAAAAUAAAGUCACUGCGGCCUGAAGGUGUUCAUGGGUAAAAACAGCCCUCUGGUCUCUAAGUAACCGAGGCAGCCACCGCAUCCUUUGUGUCUGAAUUUCCAUUUUGUCUUUGCUUUUUUCUCUCUCUCUCUCCCUCUCUCUUUCUUUUCUUACAACCACAUUUCAGCGGUUUAUGUAAAAAUGGGAAUAAAACCAACCCUUUGACCGAACAUAAAAGCAUUAACAGUAAAAAAAGGAAACAGAUUUGAACAUUAUUUCUUAUAUGUAUGACUAAGGAGUUGUUUCAUGUUGCGGCGGGCUCUCCUCUCUCAAAUAACGGCUCUCAGUUCUGACGCAGAAACCCACGGAGCUGGCGGGGACACGGACUGUGUGCGGUGAUCCUGACCGCUCUCAGACGGCGACCCACCCUUUGCGCGCCGUUCCCAUGACUUUCACAGAAUGUCAAGGAGAAGCUCACACAUUCCUCACAUUCCUCAGCUCACUUCCCGAGUUUUUUUUUUUCCCUGACAUCCUGCGCUGUUGGGGGCUCUGUUUUUUUUUUUUGGCUCUGUUUGCACACAAGACAAAAUGAAUUUCCUGCACUUUAAUAUGACUUGCGGCAUUUUAACGGCGGUCAGACCACAACCACAGAGUCCAACGAAUGUGUAAUUAAUCAAAGUUGUAUAUAUAUAUAUUACUUUGUGAGCCUGUGUGCCUGUGUACGUAUGUGUUCUGAAAGUGUAGCCUAAUGUAUAUUUGUAAAUAAAAGGCACCUGAAUAUAGAAGUAAUAUAUGUAAAUCUGUCUGUAAUGGCUUUCUGCUCAUAUCUUAAAAGAAGAGAUUUAUGCUGAAAUACACAUCAAUGUAAUGAACACUAA